Messenger RNA from Mesorhabditis belari, 1615 nucleotides. The record is from the annotation of a GenBank genome assembly. NCBI's taxonomy places the organism in Eukaryota, Metazoa, Nematoda, Chromadorea, Rhabditida, Rhabditidae.
AAACGAUCGGGAAAAGCGAGAUUUUGUUUCUGCGGGAGCGGCGGCUGGAGUCUCGGCCGCUUUCGGUGCUCCAAUUGGCGGUGUUCUCUUUUCAUUGGAAGAAGGAGCAAGUUUCUGGAAUCAAAGCUUGACAUGGAGAAUGUUCUUUACUUCGAUGUUCUCUUCUUUCACUGUGAGUGCAAUCCUGGCCUGGUAUCACGGCGCUGGAGCUUGGCUUUCUUGGAACGGACUGGCUAAUUUUGGCGUUUUUGAGGACAAAGACUACAACCUCUUCGAGAUCCCAUUCUUUUUGGCGAUUGGUGUAAUUGGUGGAGUGAGUGGAGCCUUCUUCAACUAUCUUAACAUCAAUUUGGCCAAAUUCAGGAAAAAGUACAUUUUGACGAAAAAGCAGCGCUUACUCGAGGCGAUCAUCAUUGCUGCGACGUCAGGGUUUUUCGGAUUCUUGACACUGUUUCUUGUUGAUGAUUGUCAACCGAUUGGAAUCAAUCCCGAAACAACAGCAGUAAAUCAGCUCUGGUGCCCGAAAGGUGAGUACUCGGCUGUGGCGAAUCUCUUCUUCGAUGGAUCAGAAGGAGGAAUAAAGAGUCUAUUCCAUUCUCCAAUCAACUCUUUUCGUCCGUACACUCUUUUGAUCUUCGCCGUCGAAUACUUCUUCCUCACCGCUUGGACUUUUGGAGUAUCGGUUCCAGCCGGCAUUUUCAUUCCCCUCUUAUUGACUGGUGCUGCAUGGGGGCGAUAUAUUGGUGUCGGCUUGGCGCAUCUCAUCCCAUCUGUCGUUGGAACUCACCCAGGCAAAUAUGCUCUAGCUGGCGCGGCUGCUCAAUUGGGCGGAUCAGUUCGGAUGACGAUCUCAUUGACGGCCAUUUUGAUGGAGGCCACAAAAGAUAUCUCGUUUGGUCUUCCAAUCAUGUUGGUGCUAAUGACGGCGAAACUUGUUGGCGAUAUAUUCAAUGAGGGUAUCUAUGACUCAUUGAUCGAUCUACAAGGAAUUCCUGUACUUGGUUGGCAUCCACCCAAAAUGAGUCGAAAUAUCAACGCAAAACAGAUCAUGCGAAAAGAUGUGGUGGCUUUGGAGAGGAGAGAACGUGUGGGGAGACUGAAGGAGAUUCUAGAAACAACUUCACAUCAUGGAUUUCCGGUCGUCGAUCGCAUUGAAGAGAGCAUGACCGGGAACUUGCCAGACUAUGGCCAGAUUCAAGGGAUUAUUUUGCGAUCACAAUUAGUUCGGAUCCUGGAGCGAAGGGCGUUCACAAUUCAUCCUGAUGGCCGAACCGGUUGCCAAUGGGUUUUGUCUCAUGAGGAUUUCCUCGAUGAAACAGACUGCAAAGAGAAGACAGUGGCCGAGCUCGGGCUGAGGAACGAAGAUUUUGGUUGUUGGGUUGAUCUCUCUCCGGUUCUCCAUUCACAUCCACAUCGAGUUCCGCUAAACGCUUCACUUCCCUUCGUCUACCAAAUAUUUAGAGGCUUGGGAUUACGGUAUUUGAUGGUGGUCAACGAGGAGAAUCGGUUACGAGGUGUGAUCACUCGAAAAGAUGUGGCUCGAUUCAAAGAGACGAGAAAGAGAAGAAGAUAUCGAGUGAGAGAGCUUUUCAUAUCCGAAGAUGGUGGACCAAAU